CACCCACACGGCUGAGGUCACACCGGCCCAGCCUCUUUUGCAACUUUCCCAAGUUUGUGCAUAAAGAGAGAGGAGGAAAACUCAGAAGGAAGUGACUUGGCCUCAACAAGUUUGCUCCCAAAGCCUUUUUCCUCUGAUCUAGCUGAGACUGCUGUUCUAAGAGGAGCCCCCCAGACUCAGAGAAAACCCCCCACCUGCCGUCGGAGGCUGAAAAGGCUCUGGAAGCUUUUCCUGGCUCUUGUCUGUUCCAGCAACACCAGAGAUUCUGAAGCCCCUCCAUGAAUCCUCGGAAGAAGGUGGACCUCAAGCUCAUCAUCAUUGGAGCCCUGGGUGUUGGAAAGACCUCCCUCCUCCACCGAUAUGUGCAUAAGACGUUUUACGAAGACUAUCAGACCACACUGGGGGCCAGCAUCCUCUCCAAGAUUAUCAUACUGGAUGACACAACCUUGAAGCUACAGAUCUGGGACACAGGCGGCCAGGAGCGAUUCCGCUCCAUGGUGUCUACAUUCUACAAAGGCUCUGAUGGCUGUGUCCUGGCUUUUGAUGUCACUGACCUGGAGUCCUUUGAAGCCCUGGAAACCUGGAGGGGUGAUGUUCUGGCCAAAACCAUUCCAAUGCACCAGUCCUACCCCAUGGUGGUGCUCGGGAACAAGAUCGAUCUGGCAGACCGGCAGGUUCCGCAAGAGGUAGCCCAAGGCUGGUGUAAAGAGAAGGAUAUUCCCUAUUUUGAAGUCAGUGCCAAGAAUGACAUCAACGUGGUACAAGCCUUCGAGAUGCUGGCCAGUCGGGCUCUGUCAAGGUAUCGAAGCAUCUUAGAGAGUUACCUCACAGACUCCAUCAAGCUCUCACCGGAAGACCAGCCCAAGAGCAGAUGCUGCUGACCGUCCGGACCCCGGCUCUGCGCGCCCACGGACAGAGCUCAGCCCCGCCGGCCGCCCGCGCUCAGACGGCAGCCAGGCUCCUAGGCCGGCA
Molecule: messenger RNA, 972 nt
Organism: Cervus elaphus (red deer)
Lineage: Eukaryota; Metazoa; Chordata; Mammalia; Artiodactyla; Cervidae
Product: ras-related protein Rab-7b-like
Exons: 1
Coding region: 279-881 (200 amino acids)
Biological process (GO): phagosome-lysosome fusion; endosome to lysosome transport
Cellular component (GO): lysosome; late endosome; phagocytic vesicle
Molecular function (GO): GTP binding; GTPase activity
Source: RefSeq, a predicted model, not a curated record